This is a messenger RNA of Dermacentor silvarum, 2648 nucleotides long. RefSeq lists its product as uncharacterized. NCBI's taxonomy places the organism in Eukaryota, Metazoa, Arthropoda, Arachnida, Ixodida, Ixodidae. The coding region runs from base 208 to 1512 and encodes 434 amino acids. The transcript has 2 exons. The record is from RefSeq and is a predicted model, not a curated record.
GCUGGCUGUAGUUGUGCGUGGGCUUGUCACUGUGUAGUGUCGGUACCUGGUGGCACUGUCGUUUGAGCUGAGUGCAGUUGCGGCUCAUUCCCAGUUUUCGCUGCGUGCCGCAGCCUCGCAGUCGUACCGGCGGCGUGAACUCCCAUCGCGAGCAUAGCGGUGUUGUAUGGUUGUACGACUACGCGCGUCCUGCACGGCGGUGGCGUCAUGGCACUCUCCACUCUCAAAGGACGCAACAGUAAGUUCAAUGCGGACCUCCUGAAAGACGUGGAUGCCAACGGUGAUCUUUUUGAGGCGUGGUGUAGGGCUGGUGAAAGAGAAGAAGAUGCUUUUUGUGUCGUGUGUUGCCAGACAAUCAACUGUGCGUUUCAUGGUGUGACUGCAGUGAAGCGCCACUCGCAAAGCAAAAAGCACUUGGAGCGUACGAAGCAGCUACGUGGUCCUGGUGGGAAACUUAAGCGACCAGCAGCAGUUCAAGCCGUCCUGAAUUUUUCAGCUGCGUCCACCAUUGCGUCGUAUAAUGAUCGUGUCACAGCCAGUGAAGCACUGUUCGUUCUGUCUGUCACACUAAAGGGGAUUCCUUAUAGCUGGGGAGACACAGCUACACCUCUCUACCGAGCAAUGUUUCCAGAUUCGAAGGUGGCAAAAGGCUUUUCGUGUAGCAGAAAAAAAGUGUCGUAUGUCGUGUCAGAUGGCCUUGGACCCUACUUUAAGAGCCUUGUGCUUAAAGAAGUCAACCGACCGAGUGUUUUCUACAGCAUCUGUAUAGAUGAGACACCUCUUCCGGAACAGCGCUGUCAGCAAAUGGACAUCAUUAUGCGAUACUUUUCCGAUGCCCAGAAAAUGGUGGUUGUGGAACACCUGCAGUCCUUUCGGUUAAAUAAGGCAACUGCGAACGACCUUCUAAGAUGUGUAAAUGAGGCUAUUGAGAGUGUUCCCAGUGCUGGCUUCUUUGCAUUUUUUAGUGAUGGACCAAACGUAAUGAAGUCACUAAAAAAUAAACUUAUCCAGCAGCACGGUCCCCUGAUAGAUAUUGGGGAGUGUUCCCUACAUAAGGUGCACAACGACUUCUCACGUGCCUUGGAUUCAUUCGGCAGUGAGGUCGAAACUGUCGUAAAUGAUGUGUAUUAUUACUUCAAACACUCUGCUGCACAGUGUGGCCUGCUGAAGGAGCAACAACAGGUGCUUGGAUUGCCUGAAGCCAUAUUUCUACGGCAUGUAAAUUGCCGCUGGCUGUCACUCGUGCCAGCAGUAGACAGACUGCUUGAACAGAUUGAUGCCCUGAAGAGUGUCCUUUCCGCCAAUACUCCAGUACGUGCUGGAGGCAACAUUGCCAAAAGGCUAAGGAGCAGUCUGAAUGACAAAACCCUUUGUGCCAAAGCUCUGUUUGUGAAAAAUGCUGGUGAACUUCUUACAAGGUUCCUAAAACUGUUUCAGGGAACCGAACCCCUGCUUCACAUUCUUUAUGAUGAAAUGGUGAUGCUGCUAAAAAAAUCUUGGGAAGGUUUUUAAGGACCGAAGUGUUUCAGGCAAAGUCAGGCAGUCAGCUUGCAUCCAUUGACGUUGAGUCCUCUCGGAACUGGAAACAACAUGUAGAGGUAGGAGCAGACACCGAAGAAGCUAUUAAGACCUGGACUGCUGCAGAGAAAGCUGCGUUCCGGCUAGGAGCAAGGUCGUUCUACAUUACAUGUUCGAAGUACUUGAUGGCAAAACUUCCUCUUGAGAAUCAGGUGCCUGCAUCCGAGCAAUCAUAGUGCGGAAUCUUCAAGAGACUCCUUCAGAUAUCUUGCAAAGUGUGCACCCCAGGUGGUUCAACCCGCUGGAGUUUCAUCUCUUCUUGAUGAAUUGACGGUGCUAAACUUGAACCAGUUACAUGCAGGUUCUGACAUGCCACUGGACAAAUACUGGCAUCAAGUUUUCAUCAUGAAAGAUGGUCAGGGUGGGCCAAAAUAUCCGCUAUUGUCCAAGCUAGUCAAGGCACUUCUAUCACUUCCGCAUGGCAAUGGCGAUGUUGAGCGUGGAUUUAGUGAAAACUCAAGAGUCCUGCACGACAGGUCAAAUCUUUGUCUCUCAAGCGUAAAUGGCAUACGUCACAUAAUGUCAUAUUCAAAGAGGUUUGACAGUGACCCGUGCUCAUUUCCAGUCAAUUCCGAUGUCAUCAACGCUGUCAAGGGGGCAUCAAGACGGUAUGCGGAGCGCCUUGCAGCUGAAGAGCGACCAUCAAAGCGUAUGCGUAUAGAUACAGAGCAAAGUUCACCGAAUGUGGAACUUACCAAUGACCAAGCCAAAAAGGAAGUGGCUGAGGCAGAACGGAUGAUUAAAAAUGCUGACUUGUUGAUUCAGCGGGGCAUGAAGUUGAAGAACUUCUCUGACAUCGAGAGUGGGCGAGCAGUGCUUGCUCAAGCACGAAAAAAGAUGGCCGAGUGUAUGCCACACUUGCAUGCGGAGAAAAAAGGGAAGAAAGCUUAGUGUGUUUCAUGCAAGUGACAUUCAUGUAUUGUGUACCUGCGUCUUUGUGCCAACCAGUCUUCAUAUAUUUGUGAUCCUAGGCUUUGUUAAAGCUUGCGUUAGUUGCGCCGUCAUUGAACUCAUGCGCACACUGUAUUUAAUACUUCAUUUUAUUGUAUAAUAAAAGCAUUAAAACGCCA